This is a messenger RNA of Helianthus annuus (common sunflower), 1414 nucleotides long. Its product is annotated as F-box protein At3g07870. The coding region runs from base 326 to 1414 and encodes 362 amino acids. NCBI's taxonomy places the organism in Eukaryota, Viridiplantae, Streptophyta, Magnoliopsida, Asterales, Asteraceae. The record is from RefSeq and is a predicted model, not a curated record. The transcript is spliced from 2 exons.
CUCAUGACUUGUUAUGUUUGUAUAGCGAGGGAAGACUCGUUAUUUGGAAUCCUUUAAUUACAAAAGCUGUUGCUGUGGUUGUUCCUAAUGCGGCAAUUCUUGACACGACCCGUUAACCCGACCCGAACCCGACACGAAAAAAGCAGGUUUGGUUCGACUAAUACGACCCGUUUAAAAAACGGGUCGGGUUCGGGUUGACCUGUAUUAAAAACGGGUCGGGUUCGGGUUGACCCGUAUAAAAACGGGUUGACCCAUUAACCCGUUUAACUAUUUAGAUAAAAAAUCUUUUAUAUUUUUGUUUUUGUUUUUUCGGUUUCUAUUUUACAUGGUUAGUUAUAAUAAUGUUAAUUUUGACACAUUAUAUUAUUUAUUUAUCACAUUCAUAUUUAUCAUUAAACAUGUUAUCGAUAACCCACUUAAAACCGAACAACUCGUUUAUAAAUCGUCAACUUAUAUCACUUGUUUAAAAAUAUGGGUUAAACGGGCCAGGUUCGGGUUGACCCGAAUUAAUAUGGGUCGGGUUAGGGUUGAAAUCUUUGACCCGAAUAAUAAUAUGGGUCGGGUUCGGGUUGAACAUUUCAACCCGCCAACCCGUAACCCGUCAACCCGCCAACCCAUCAACCCGACACGAUUGCCACCCCUAGAUAAGAUGUUUAACACCCAGUUCGGGUUUGGGGUUUGUCGUGAGACGAGUGACCCGAAGAUUGUCAAGAUUAGAUAUGUUAAUAAGUUUGCGGAUAUGGAAAGUGUAAAUGACAUCCCUUGGCAAGUUGAGAUUUUUACGUUAAGCACGGGGGUGUGGAGAAGUCCGUAUGGCAAUCUCCCUCGUAAAUCGAUUGUUUUUGAUUGUCGACAAAAUGGGGUUUGUGUAGAUGGGUUUUGUUAUUGGCUUGCUACCGAUAGGAGUACGGUAGAUGUUGUUAAAGCUUAUAAUAUGAUUGUUUCAUUUGAUAUGACACAUGAAGAAUUUAGAGAAGUAAACCUCCCGGAUAGAUUUGUAUACCAAGUGUCCAUGUGGGAUUUGGACAUAUAUAAUCUAAGUGAGUCUCUUGUUUUGGUUGAACGCAGUGGGAUCUAUAAUCCAGUUUAUGAUGUUUGGAUGAUGGAGGAUGGUGUACGAAACUCGUUUACAAAAUUAUACACUAUUCGCGCGCCAGAUGCAAGAAUAAAAGGCGUACGUGAAUUUAGGAAGAGUGGUGAACCUGUAAUUGAAGUUAUAGAAGAUGAUCGGAAAGCAAUAUCCCUUGUUGUUUAUGAACCUAACUUAAAACGCAUCAGUAACUUGGGGAUAUCGCGUGGGACUAAUUAUGUAGGUCAAUUUUUUGUGCAUUCCUAUAUGGAAACGCUACUUCUGCUUGAUCAACCAUCAUUAACGAUUUUUGACGACGGGAAACGCUACGUUGAAAGUUUAUAA